Macadamia integrifolia is the source of this 2828-nucleotide messenger RNA. RefSeq names its product translation initiation factor eIF-2B subunit delta-like. NCBI's taxonomy places the organism in Eukaryota, Viridiplantae, Streptophyta, Magnoliopsida, Proteales, Proteaceae. The transcript is spliced from 7 exons. The record is from RefSeq and is a predicted model, not a curated record. Bases 272 to 2269 code for a protein of 665 amino acids.
AACAAAAUGAACAGAAAUUUCGUUUUACAUUUAUUCUGUUUUGUUCUUUUCCGUUUUUUUUCCUCAUAAUUUUGCAAUAUUAGAACUCCAAAGUCUUCAAUUCAGUAAGCAAUGGUGGCCAUUAGGUGAGGGAGAUUUUUGAUUUCCAUUACCAAUCUCAGCGGCUGGAGAUUCUCAUUCUCAGAAUCUAUUCCAAUGCAAUCACAAAGGUUCUUCUCGCUUUAGUAUCCAAACCCUCAAAUCCCAACUCUUCUUUUACCGCCUCUCAUCCAUGGAACCUCGCAGAACUUCAAGAAUGGUCAUCGACCCCAAAGUCCGUCAUGUCGGCUUCGUAACCUUUAACCCCGCCACCAACACCGGUGGCUCUCCGCCGGUGUCCCAGAUCUCGCCGUCCGGCAACUCGCUCUCCCCUGUCAUGAUCCCCCCACCUCGCCACGCAUCAGAUAACGUCUCAUCUUCUUUGGCUGCUCAUAACUCUUCUCGUGCGGUUCCAGUUCAUGUUCCCUUGUCUCCCCUUCGUAGGAAUUCCGUGGGUGAUGAUAUGCGACAUGGAAAUUACAACCCUCCUGAGUCUCUUCUAGGUACCUCUCCUUCUCCUUCAAGUAAGUUUGAUGGUGGGGAUUUCUUUGAAGAGGAUGAUAUGUCUUCCACUAGUUGGAUUGUUGGGGGAAACCCCGGAACGCUUGCAUCGUCUUUUCCUGGCAGUGGGUUCGACCCUACAUCGGCAAAAUCGAGUAAUCUUCGGACGGCAGCAGCCAAUCUGAUCACUGCUUCUGUAGUGAAGAUCCCUACUGGUGCCUCUGAGAAAGAUGGAGAGUCAGUGGUGGAACUGCAAAAUGAAUGGGUGGAAAGUUCAAAACCUUUGAAAGAGAAAACUUCAAAAGCUGAAAGGCGUGCUCUUCAAGAGGCUCAACGAGCUGCCAAAGCUGCUGCAAAAGCUGAUGGAAGUAAGACUCAUACUGCUUCUGGAGGGCCACCUCCAAUGAAUACAAAACAAACUAAAGCUGUGAAGACUUCACAACAGAAAGAUGUUUCUACUGGAGCCACUUCUAUUGCAGCUUCGGAGAAGAAAGGGGGUGAUCGCCCACCAGAAAAAGAUAGGAAGAAAGAUGUUCCUCCUCCACGCAUGCAAUUCGAUGACAAGCAACGAGUUGAAAAGGCUAAAAGGCGUGCAGUGGUCAAACAAACUGAAGCUAGAAACAAAGUUGAUUUGUUUAGGCAUUUGCCUCAGUAUGAACAUGGAACUCAACUUCCUGAUCUUGAGUCAAAGUUUUUCCUACUUGAUCCAAUGCAUCCUGCUAUUUACAAGGUUGGAUUACAGUAUUUGGCUGGAGAUAUAUCUGGUGGUAAUUCUCGUUGUAUUGCAAUGCUCCAAGCUUUCAAAGAAACCAUUCAAGACUACUCCACACCUCCAGAAAAAAGUCUUAAUAGAGAUCUGACUGCAAAAAUCGGUAGUUAUGUUUCUUUUUUUAUAGAAUGCAGGCCGCUUUCAAUCAGCAUGGGAAAUGCGAUUAGAGUUUUGAAGAAUCGAAUAAGCAAAUUACCUGUAACACUUUGUGAGGCAGAAGCAAAAGCAGCUCUUUGCGCAGAUAUUGAUCGUUUUAUAAAUGAGAAGAUAGUGCUUGCAGACAAGGUGAUAGUCAGGCAUGCUGUGACAAAGAUUAGAGAUGGAGAUGUACUUCUCACAUAUGGUUCAUCCUGUGUUGUUGAAAUGAUGCUAUUGUAUGCCCAUGAGCUGGGGAAACAGUUCCGUGUUGUGGUAGUAGACUCUCGCCCAAUGCUUGAAGGACAAGCAUUAAUUCGUAGAUUGGUGGUGAAGGGCAUCAGCUGUACAUAUACACAUAUAAAUGCUGUUUCUUGUAUCAUGCAUGAAGUCACAAGAGUUUUUCUUGGGGCUGCCUCAGUUUUGUCUAAUGGAACAGUUUACUCAAGGGUUGGAACUGCGUGUGUAGCCAUGGUAGCUCAUGCAUUCCAUAUUCCAGUUUUAGUGUGCUGUGAAGCAUAUAAAUUCCAUGAAAGGGUGCAGCUUGACUCAAUAUGCUUUAAUGAACUAGGUGAUCCAGAUGUCAUUGCAAAAGUUCCUGGAAGAAAGGAUGUGAACCAUUUGGAUAGUUGCACUAAUAAUGAGAAUUUACAACUUCUGAAUCUUAUGUAUGAUGUGACGCCUUCAGAUUAUGUCUCAAUGAUUAUCACUGAUUAUGGCAUGGUCCCAACCACAAGUGUCUCUGCAAUUGUGCGAGAAUACCGAAGAGAAUGCUUAUGGAUAUAGAGAGGCCCCACAUGGUCUGAAGCUGGCAUAAUAAGACAUUAGAAAUCUGUGUCAUUUAGGUCUCUUCUUUCCAUUUUGGAAUGAUUGAUUUAUGCCUUGCGAAAUUUUCUGGUGAUUUUUGUGGCCAAAUGUGAGUUAUUACUAAAAGCAUUGCAUAAAUAUGUGCGGAGGUGGUUUGGAAUCAAGCUUCCCAAUCCUCAGUUCAGAGUGGAACCAACCAACUAUUGGCACAUUGACAUGCUUACAAGAUUGCAGGUCCGUAGAAGAUGACUGUGGCAAGCCAUCCUUUAACGUACCUUUAAAAGGGGACCAAUUAGCUGGAUUGUUCAUUUAAUCUGAGGUUCAUAUUCACUGUUGACAAUGUCUAUGGCCUUUGGGAGUUGUAAAUAUAGAUAGAAGCAUCCGUUUAGCUUGAAAUGUUGAGUUCUGAUAUUGUUCUUGACGAUGAACCAUUCAUGCAUUACUGUUUCUCCCAUUAUUUGUGAAAACAAAAUGCCAGACCAGAACCAGGUUCAACAAAAACAUGUUAUCAUUAUUGCAAAGCAAUUGGUUUUCCUUA